Molecule: messenger RNA, 738 nt
Organism: Octopus sinensis (East Asian common octopus)
Lineage: Eukaryota; Metazoa; Mollusca; Cephalopoda; Octopoda; Octopodidae
Exons: 1
Coding region: 1-738 (245 amino acids)
Cellular component (GO): nucleus
Molecular function (GO): DNA binding
Source: RefSeq, a predicted model, not a curated record
AUGAUAACAUGGAUUAACUUAAUGGAAUCUAGUGCAGCAAUUCUAUCAGAUUCGAUGUUAAUUGCAAAAGCUCUUAAAUUUGGAAAAAAUUUUCCAGAAUUUAAAGCAAGUCAUGGGUGGCUAAAAAAGUUUAAAUUACGAAAUGGUAUCAAGUUAAGAAAAUUUCACGGAGACAGUGGAUCAGUAAAUCAUGAUGAAAAAUCUAUUGCUGAUUUUAAUGAAACAAUCAAUUUAAAAUUGAACAAUAUGGAUUGGAAAAUGUUUAUAAUGCAGAUGAAACUGGUGUUUUUUACAAGGCGAUUCUUUGUCACGUUAAACUCAAUUGAAAUUCUUUUUUUGUCUCCUAGAACUUCCUCGCUCUUGCAACCAAUGGAUCAAGGAAUUAUAAAAUGUUUUAAAGCCGAAUUUACCAAUUUGAAAACAAAUGAUAUAAUCGAAAAGGUUGCGGCAGGGGAAAAUUGUCAAAAUGCAAUUAAUGCAAUCACCCUUAAAACUGCUGCGACAAUAACAUUCUUCGCUUGGAAUAAAGUUACUCCUACGACCAUCAAAAAUUGUUUCCGUUAUGCACAAUGGAUAAAAUGUGAAACAAUCACAAUCAACAGUGAAUCUAAGAACUACGAAAAUAAUUAUGAAGAAAUAAUUAAGAAAUUUCAAAUUGACGAUCCAAUAUCUUGUAGUCAAUUUGUUGAUUCGAGAGGUUUUACUGUAUUAUUAAAAAUAAACGUCUCCCAAAACUAA